CGAGCCGUGCGACGAGAAGGCGCUGUCGCUGUGCCCGCCCCCGCCCUGCCGCGCCCCCGGCCGGCCGGCCAGCCCGGCGGCGUCUACACGGAGCGCUGCGCCCAGGGGCUGCGCUGCCUGCCGCGCCCCGGCGAGGACAAGCCGCUGCACGCCCUGCUGCACGGCCGCGGGCUCUGCCUGGCCGACAAGGGCCCCGCCGACAAGGACAAGGACAAGGACAAGGACAGGGCCAAGCCCGAGAAGGAGUCCCGAGAGCAUGAGGAGCCGACCACCUCGGAGAUGACGGAGGAGACCUACGCGCCCAAGGGAUACCGGCCCAAGCACCCGCGCCUCUCCGAGCUGAAGGCCGAGGCCCUGAAGAAGGACCGCAGGAAGAAGAUGACUUCGAGCAAGUUUGUCGGCGCGGCGGAGAACACGGCGCACCCCCGGGUUGCUGCCCCCGAGCUGAGGCCAGAGUUUGAGCUGGGUCCUUGCCGCAGACAGAUGGAGGCGUCGCUGCAGGAGCUCAAAACUAGCCAGCGGAUGAUCCCCAGAGCCGUGCACCUUCCCAACUGCGACAGGAAGGGUUUCUACAAGAGGAAACAGUGCAAGCCGUCCCGAGGCCGGAAGCGCGGGCUGUGCUGGUGCGUGGACAAGUACGGCCUGAAGCUGCCAGGGAGUGGGUACGUGUCUGGAGACCUGCAGUGCCACCACUUCGACAGCAGCAACACCGAGUGAACCCCCCGCUGAGACCUCCCCGACCCCCGUGCCUCCCCGCGCCCCGGACUCGGACUCCUUUCAUCUCAUUUUUAAAUAAAAAGAAACAAGCUGAAGAACCUGAGAACCUUGGAAUCGACAGUCCGUCCUCGACCUCGGCGACGGCGGCGACAGAGACUGACAGAGGACAGGAAAGGAGGAGCAGAAAGACAAGCCAGUGGCUUCCUCCACUCCUCAUCCCUGCUCCCCGCGACUCCCCCGGCCACGGCUCCCCGCUCCCCGCCGAGGAGCGGAGCCAGCACGAGCCUGUAGGAAUUGCUCGAAAGCACUUGAGUUGGUGUUUUGCUCUUGUGGGUUGCUUUGAUUUUUUACUAUUCCUUCAUUUUUUUAUUUUUUGUCCCGGAUUAGCUAGCCGCUUCCCCCUGCGGUCUCUAGAGAAGACGGAGGAGCCCCGCCACGAGCAACACUCCCACUCCUUCCACUCGAGUCCCUUCUUCCCCUUCCUCUCUCCUCUGCUAGGACUUGAGUGGCUUUGAUUUUUCUCCUCCUCUCUAUCAAUAUAUCUAUAGCCAUAGAUAUAUGCAGAUUGCUGGGGGGUCAUAGAUAGCCUUUUAUAUACCUUUUUUUAAUGGUUUGCCUUAUGCGAGGGAGCAGGUCAGCGACGCGGACACCAGCCAAAUGUAUCGGUAGACUUUUGGAAAAACAACCCCGCCUUCCCGAUCCCUCGGGGGAAAGGGGUGGUGUCCCUUAAGCAGGAGAUCGUAUUUCCUGGCAUAUGUGACUCUGUUGAGCUGUUCUCCAUCAGCGUGGGGACGUCUGUGGUCUGUCGCCUCCUUGCAAAACUGGCCCCCGGCCCGAACGCCGGUGCCUUCAACUUCAAGUGCAGAGCCAUUCCCUCGAACCAUCUCCCGGGCUUGUCGCAGACAAACGUCCCUUGCAAAUCGACCGCGACCGUUCAAGCCCGUGCAUUACUGAAGGGGUUGCGGGAUCGGGGCGUUCCUCGGCCACCCCGGCACCAUUUGUGUCACGACGAUGAUGAAGAUGAAGACGGUGAUGGAGAGAAACUAAUGACAUUUUUAAUUGCCCAUCCAAAUAGGUGUUUGCCCCAGGCCAAGAUGCUGUUUCAAGGCUGGCGAAUGCUACACACCCAUGCACACACAGAUACGUGCAAGCCCGUAUCUAUUUUUUUCCCCAGUCCAGUGUUCAGACACCCCUUUCAAGGCUCCUACAGACGGUUUCCAUUCGCUCCGUACAGUCAGAGCCCCCCCAAGCCCAACCCGAGCAAACCGGGGGCCCUCAGGGCAUGUAAAUCCAAUGGACUCAAGCUGCUUCUCCAGGCUUAGACAGACCGCGACGUCCUUGGGACUCUACUUUUCUUCUUGACUCUUGAGACCGUUUCUUUUAUUUCACCACGACAAGGGUCUUGGCUAGGUUUGCUUCCACAGAGAUCCUGCAGGAAAUAAAACAGCCCUCCAGGGAAAGGAGCAAUGGGCUCAAUCCUUGCUUUGGAGACCUGCUAGCGAUUAAGAAACCUCUCCCUGUUGCUAGCUGUCUGAGCGUGCAGACACGCACGUGUACACGAGACAGCGACCGUUCCCUCCCAGACGAGGAUUGCCGUGCGGCGGGCCGGGAGCACGGCCGGACAACGCGCUGACACCCGGCAGAAGAAGGAUGCCCGCUGCGAGCGCAGGUCAAAGGGAACCGGCGAGCCUCCGUGAGGGAUGACAGCUUUGUGCUAAAGGGACACGGGUCCAGCUCUGUCUCCCUCCCGCCCUGGACCUAGGAGGCAGCUUCUCUUCUGGUUUCACUCUGGAUUGCAUUGGCGCGGGAGGUUGGGUGGAGGGGAGCAGAGGAGCGGGCUGCUUGGCGAGUCCCGGGUGUGAAACAGGGCUGCCCGGUGGCCUCGAAAGGCCUCGUUCUCCGGCCUUGGGGCAGAAGGAUUGAGGAGGCUUUGAACCAUGCUCCUUGUUCCCCGGUGCUACGGAGGGUCCUGCCAGGCCUCCAGCAGACCGUGAGAGCGGCCUCCGGGCUGCUCUGCCUCGUCCUCUGCAAAAAAGCCUCGUGCACCGUGCUCCGGUCCAUCUCCUCGCCGGCUGGGCGUAUUGCACAGCGGCCUUGGAGGUUCCCUGAAUUGGGGGGAUGCUCGAGGGGGGGCGCUUUUUCUGCACCUGCAAAGACCCCUCUCUGCCGCUGCGCUUGUGUGAAGGGUCCUUAGUGUCACUGGGAUCAGGACCAAGCCACGUGAAUAGCAGAGAGGAGAAAAAUGGCAAGAACACCCCCCCGACCCAUCUCCAUCACCAGGGAUGGAGAUUUCCUGAGGGUCUCCCUCCUGGCUGUCACAUCCACUGGGUUGCAUCCAGCAAGGUGCCUAAACCGCUGCACACCAGAGAGGCUGGUUGCCACGUACAAAGCCAGGGCCUAGCUCAGCGUCCGCCUCUCCCCCCUACAAGGUGUGGGGCUGUGCAGAUCCGGUCUCCCUCGGUGCCGCUUUCCCUGCGUGCAUUGCCACAGGCAUCUCCGGGGUCAGAGCAGGAGUUUUUGGGUGGUGACAGAGGGUGUUGGAGGGGAUCGGGGAUGCCCCAGCUUGGCAGCGGUGGGAGAAAGUGUGGGUGGCUUGGAAAGGGGUUGAGUAGUGGGGCAAAGAGGAAGCCCCUCCUCGAGAGAGGGCCGUGCCCCAGGCAUGACGGCGUCCCAUGGGUAGGCCUUCCCUUCUCUCUUCCUCCGACUGUCCCCACGAGACCACUCUCGCCUGCCUACGGCCAGUACCACCCUCGUCCAAGACGCCUCCUUUUCCCCCCUCUCUCUCGUUCUUUUCUUUAUCUAUCUAUCUAUCUAUCUAUCUAUCUUUUUUUUAAUUGUAUUUUAUUUCUCAAAACUUGAAAGCCUUUGGCUGCAUGGGGAGGAUCCUGCCUGGUCUGGCAUGGGGUCGCGCUGUGGUUGUGGUCAGGGGAAGGCAGCGGUGUGACUCCCAGCUGUGCUGGGACCCUGUAGCUUUUGUCCCGAGACCGCUCCGGGACGCACUUCUGGGGCCUGUUUGAGGCUGGGCUUGACCCCCAGGCUCUGGGUCGAGCCCUGAUCCUGACCCCUGCCUCUAUGGGGUGGACUCUUGCAAGGGGCGGAGAGCAGGAUGCGUCCCUCCGACUGAUGGGCAAUAGGAAGUGGAAAUGGAGUCUGGUCCCUAGACCAGAAAACGCAGGCAUUAGCCAAGAAAAACCACCCCCGCACCAAUGUGUGCACACGUGGGUGCACGCAGGUGUGUCCCCAGGUAACCAGUGCUCUCUAAGAGGUAGCUGCCACCUUCUAGCCCCUUGGGAGUCUUCUCCCCCUCUGAAAUCAGCCCACAAGAUCCUCUGCCCUGUGGCUCGGGCUGCAAAGCCCAUCCGUGUGCGCGGUGCUGCCCGGGCCAGCUUUGGCCCAUUGAAAAUACCCGGCUGCUUUUCAGACCUGGGAAGGCUCAAAUGACCUGUUGUGCCGAGCUCCCGGCGCGUGGGUCUGCAAGGGGCUGACAGUGGGUUUGUCCGCACGCAGGGGGGAGACCCCAGGAGAGGCAGCACCGUGCGGCCAGUGGACCUGUGCGCACAGCUGCAGGGCUGACUUCUGCCGAGCGAGGGGCAUCCGUGGUGCACUGACCACGUCACUCCCCGUGUUCGAGCAGCCUCUGCCCUCCGGUUUGCUAUGGGAGGGAUCACAACUCCCCUCGGUCUCCUCUGCCUCCUUGAGGAAGGCGUCCCAUGCACCAUCGGGGGUCUUGCACGGGGAAAGCCGGUGCCUGCCUUGCCUUAUCCUUCUACCGCUGUGCUAGCCAAAGAGCAGCCGGGCGGGCGGCAGCCCGAAGGAAGGGCUCCCUGGGGUUCGGACGCAUCGGGAACAGCCUUUCCAAGCAAGGGGGUGCAGACAGCUCCUCACCCGCUGGGUUACCCCUUGUCUGUGCUGCAGCGGACACUCUGAUUUUAUUUUUAUUUUUUUUUUUAUAAAAACCACUAGUACAAGAGCAUUUUGCACUAUUUCUCCUCCCUCUCUGUCCUGCCCCGCCUCUCUCUUUGGUGGUUUUCCUCAACGGCGUGCGUAUAUUUAAACCCUCGACAAUUCACCUCGAUUCCAGACAGCUGUCCUGGUAAGCAGCAGCUCGGCUCACCACGUGAUGCACUGCGCUGACUCCCACCUGCCCCGCCACCGCCCGGGUACCGUCCUUCCACCGUACCGUUAUAGCCCAUUAUAGCACAGUUGUUAACACACCGGAUUUGGAGGUUCCUGCCUGGUUUUAUCUUUAAGCAAUACUCACUACACAUUUUUACGGUAGCUCUUUAUAGCUUUACAUACAUACAGUAGCUCUGAUUUCUUUUUUUUUUUUUUUUUUUUUUUUUCAUUAAA
This is a messenger RNA of Alligator sinensis (Chinese alligator), 5067 nucleotides long. It is a transcript of the gene IGFBP5, whose product is annotated as insulin like growth factor binding protein 5. Lineage: Eukaryota; Metazoa; Chordata; Crocodylia; Alligatoridae. Gene Ontology annotation, biological process: regulation of insulin-like growth factor receptor signaling pathway. The transcript is spliced from 4 exons. The annotation marks the transcript as partial. Gene Ontology annotation, cellular component: extracellular region. The record is from RefSeq and is a predicted model, not a curated record. Gene Ontology annotation, molecular function: insulin-like growth factor I binding; fibronectin binding; insulin-like growth factor II binding.